Molecule: messenger RNA, 620 nt
Organism: Poecilia reticulata (guppy)
Lineage: Eukaryota; Metazoa; Chordata; Actinopteri; Cyprinodontiformes; Poeciliidae
Gene: cmc2
Product: C-x(9)-C motif containing 2
Cellular component (GO): mitochondrion
Source: RefSeq, a predicted model, not a curated record
CCACAGUGUUUGUGCCAAAAGUUAUGAAAGCGUUGUGAGAAUCUCCAAUGCCCUACAGCUCCAUGUCGUUCAAGGAGAUUGUACUUGUUUCUGCUCUAACGUUGAUAAUAGAUAGUUUAACGAGACCAGGUAUUGCAUCGAGUCACAGAUUUGUUGUUUCUGGCGUGUUGAUAUGUUGUGUCGUGAAUGUAAGCAUGCGUGUUGCUUUAGCUAAGGCCUAGCUAUUAGUUAACCUGACAUUAGGUCGAAGUGUGCUGGGAAGGUUCUCAGAAGACACAGCUUUACCUCUGGUAAGUGUCCACAGGGAAGUCACAAUGACAGAGCAAGACGGAGAGGGAUGGGGUGGCAUUAACCUUUCACCUCACCUGCACACAGAUGAGUGCAAUGAACUCAUAAGCCUCCUGAGACAGUGCCACAARGAGCACAACGUCAUGAAGUUCUUUGGCACAUGUAAUGACGCGGACCGUGCCAUGCGUCACUGUCUGAAGAAAGAGCGAUUGGAAAAACGAGAGCRCAGCAAGAAGCACGGAGAAGAAAUGCGAAAGAGGAUAAAGGAAGGACCCAAGCAGUUUUAAUACAUCCACAAACAUUUGGGUAUAAAAGUGAACAUGAGAACAAGG